UGCCUUUCCAUCCACGUUGGCCAAGCUGGCAUCCAGAUUGGGGACGCUUGCUGGGAACUCUACUGCCUGGAACAUGGAAUCCAGCCGGAUGGUGUCGUUCUCAACAGUAAGAAGGAUCAGUUGGAGAAUGCUGAAAUGGAGCAUACGAACGCGUCUUUCAGUACCUUCUUCAGUGAGACGAGAGCCGGGAAGCACGUGCCCAGAGCCCUCUUCGUGGACCUGGAGCCGAGUGUUAUAGAUGGGAUCCAAGCCGGCCAGCAGCGCUUGCUCUUCCCCCCCGAGCGGCUCGUCAGUGGGAAGGAAGACGCGGCAAACAACUAUGCCCGAGGCCGCUACUCUGUGGGCGCGGGCGUCAUCGACCUUGUGCUGGAGAAAAUCUGAAAGCUGGUGGAGCACUGCGGUGGGCUUCAGGGAUUUUUGAUUUUCCGCAGCCUUGGCGGAGGGACUGGGUCGGGAUUUACGUCUCUCUUAAUGGAGCAGCUCUCGGCAGAAUACAGCAGGAAGACGAACCUGGAGUUCUCGGUCUAUCCAGCCCCCAGGAUCUCCACUGCUGUAGUAGAGCCCUACAACUCCGUCCUCACCACCCACUCCACCAUGGAGCAUUCGAACUGCACCUUCAUGGUGGACAACGAGGCCCUCUAUGACAUCUGCCACCACAAACUUGGUGUCGAGCGCCCCUCUUACGCCAACAUUAAUAGGCUGAUAGGUCAGGCGCUAUCUUCCAUUACUGCCUCCCUCCGGUUUGAAGGGCCCUUGAAUGUGGACCUCAUUGAAUUCCAGACCAACCUAGUACCUUAUCCAAGAAUACAUUUUCCCACGACAACCUUUGCCCCCAUCAUCUCUGCCGCCAGCGCCUACCACGAGGAGCCCUCUGUGUCCGACAUCACCGCGGCUUGCUUUGACUGCUCCAGUCAGCUGGUCAGGUGCGACCCUCGGCUGGGGAAGUACAUGGCCUGCUGCCUACUCUACAGAGGGGACGUGGUCCCGAAAGAUGUGAAUGCGGCCAUUGCAGCCAUGAAGUCAAGGAGCUCCGUGCAGUUUGUAGACUGGAGUCCAACUGGUUUCAAGGUGGGCAUCAACAGCCAGCCACCCACGGUGACGCCAGGAGGGGACCUGGCCAAGGCCCAGAGGGCUGUGUGCAUGCUGAGCAACACCACGGCGGUCGUGGAGGCCUGGGCCCGCCUGGACCACAAGUUCGACCUCAUGUACGCCAAAAGGGCGUUUUUGCAUUGGUACAUCAGAGAAGGCAUGGAGGAAGGCGAGUUCUUGGAGGCCAGGGAAGACUUGGCAGCCCUGGAGAAGGACUACGAAGAAAUGGGGCAAAGUACCUGAUGCAGAUGUGGCUUGGGAGAAGGAAGGCUCAGUUCAGGUGAUACCCUUGCUUUCCAAGACAUUCAUUACCUACGCUUAGCAGGUAGAAGUCCCCUGAUGGGAAGAAAGCAGAAGCCAAAUCAAACAAGACCCUAAGUUCCACACUAAAUCAGAUGGGUCAGAGCUCAUACUUCCUUGUCUGCUAGUACAGUUUAGCACAGCUACCUGUGAACUUUUUAGGUUUGGGGUCCUUUGAGCUUCUGGAUUAUGCAUCUAUGUUUCUUUCUUUCUUUCCUUCUUUUUUGUUUUUCUUCUCGUAAUGGAAACCUAGCUUUAUUCUUGGCUUUUGCAACAGAAGCCCAUGAACCCCUAAAGUCAGUUCUCUUACUUUCCUUUCCCUGAGGUGUUAAACAGCACAUGUUAAUUAUUAAUGUUAUUUCCCCCAUGUCUGUAUUUUGUACAUUGAUUAAAGAAUGAAUAUUUUCAGUA
Messenger RNA from Suricata suricatta (meerkat), 1800 nucleotides. RefSeq names its product tubulin alpha like 3 (gene TUBAL3). Gene Ontology annotation, molecular function: structural constituent of cytoskeleton; GTP binding. The record is from RefSeq and is a predicted model, not a curated record. Gene Ontology annotation, cellular component: cytoplasm; microtubule. NCBI's taxonomy places the organism in Eukaryota, Metazoa, Chordata, Mammalia, Carnivora, Herpestidae. Gene Ontology annotation, biological process: mitotic cell cycle; microtubule cytoskeleton organization.